Molecule: messenger RNA, 1953 nt
Organism: Ricinus communis (castor bean)
Lineage: Eukaryota; Viridiplantae; Streptophyta; Magnoliopsida; Malpighiales; Euphorbiaceae
Product: phospho-2-dehydro-3-deoxyheptonate aldolase 1, chloroplastic
Exons: 5
Coding region: 158-1765 (535 amino acids)
Biological process (GO): aromatic amino acid biosynthetic process
Molecular function (GO): 3-deoxy-7-phosphoheptulonate synthase activity
Source: RefSeq, a predicted model, not a curated record
UCAUUUCCUAACCCAACAACAACAACACCCGAAUAUCCUCCCUCUAUAAAAAACCUUCUCCUCUCUCUCUCUCUUCCUCUUCAGGGACCUUUGAACAACCUUCAGAAUCCCUCUUUUUUAACAACAAGAACAGCAGCAUUUCAAAAAAUUAAUAGAAAUGUCUUUCACGAGCACCUCCAUUCUUCCUACCAAUUCCUUUAUUUCUUCUAUCAAACCUCACCAACCUUCACCGCCGCCAUCUUCCAGAUCCAUCCUCCAUAUCUCCGCCGUGCACUCCGCUGAGCCCUCUAAAAACCCAAUCGGAAAGCAACAGCAGCAGCAACCUCUAAAAACAUCUGCUGCUGCUACUGCUACAACAGCAGCAGCACCGAGUUCCAAUGUGGUUUCUGGGAAAUGGAGUAUUGAUAGUUGGAAAUCGAAGAAAGCUUUACAACUCCCCGAAUAUCCGAAUAAAGAAGAGCUUGAAUCAGUUCUCAAAACGCUUGAUGCAUUCCCUCCGAUUGUUUUCGCUGGUGAGGCUAGAAGCUUAGAGGAAAAGCUCGCUGAAGCCGCAAUGGGCAAUGCUUUUUUAUUACAAGGUGGAGAUUGUGCCGAGAGUUUUAAAGAGUUUAAUGCUAAUAAUAUUCGUGACACUUUUAGAAUCCUUCUCCAAAUGGGUGCCGUUUUGAUGUUCGGCGGCCAAAUGCCUGUUGUAAAGGUGGGAAGGAUGGCGGGUCAGUUUGCGAAGCCAAGAUCAGAUCCAUUUGAAGAAAAGAAUGGAGUGAAGUUACCUAGCUAUAGAGGGGACAAUGUAAAUGGGGAUGCUUUUGAUGAGAAGUCGAGAAUUCCUGACCCACAAAGAAUGAUUAGAGCUUACUGUCAAUCUGCUGCUACUUUGAAUCUUCUUAGAGCUUUCGCUACUGGUGGUUAUGCUGCUAUGCAGAGAGUUACUCAGUGGAAUCUUGAUUUCACCGAGCAUAGUGAGCAAGGAGACAGGUACCGGGAACUUGCUCAUCGGGUUGAUGAGGCUCUUGGUUUCAUGUCUGCUGCUGGUCUUACUGUUGACCAUCCAAUUAUGACGACAACUGAAUUUUGGACAUCCCAUGAGUGCUUGCUUUUGCCAUAUGAGCAAUCACUUACCAGGCUGGAUUCAACUUCUGGCCUUUACUAUGAUUGUUCUGCUCAUUUUCUUUGGGCUGGAGAACGUACUAGGCAACUAGAUGGUGCUCACGUUGAGUUUUUGAGAGGAGUUGCAAAUCCCCUUGGCAUUAAGGUGAGUGAUAAGAUGGAUCCAAAUGAACUCGUUAAGCUCAUUGAGAUUCUGAAUCCCCAGAACAAACCAGGGAGAAUAACAAUCAUCACAAGAAUGGGAGCUGAGAACAUGCGAGUGAAACUUCCCCAUCUAAUCAGGGCAGUCCGCAGGGCUGGUCAAAUUGUCACAUGGGUCAGUGAUCCUAUGCAUGGAAACACCAUUAAGGCUCCUUGUGGUCUGAAAACUCGCCCAUUCGACGCCAUCAGGGCGGAGGUGAGGGCAUUCUUUGAUGUGCAUGAACAAGAAGGAAGCCACCCGGGAGGAGUUCAUCUGGAGAUGACUGGGCAGAAUGUGACAGAGUGUAUCGGUGGAUCACGUACGGUGACAUUCGAUGACUUGAGUUCACGCUACCACACUCACUGCGACCCUAGGCUCAAUGCCUCACAAUCUCUAGAGCUCGCCUUCAUUAUUGCAGAGCGCCUUAGAAAGAGGAGGAUCAAGUCGCAGCCUCCUAUUGCCCCCUUAAGCCUGUAGAAAGAAUGGAUUGCAAGGCUCACCAAUAUGUUUCUUCUUUUUUACCCCAAGUCAUUAAACCCUGUAUUAAUACAAUACACCUCUUUAAUUUUGAGUUAAUUUAUGUUGUGCUGUAUGUGUAUACUGGAAGACGAUGAUGUUUGAGACUUCGCAAAAACGAAUGAAUAAAGGAAAAUCUUAAAGCUGCA